AAAAACGCAAACGAUUGCGUGUCAUAGUGUAGUUUACUUCCGUUAUCUGUCUCUUCCUAGUGUACGUUUGCGGCGUUGGUUUACAGACGACAUUGUAUUGAUGAACAAUAUAUAAGUAUAUUGAACUAAUAUAUAACUAAGUGGUGUAAGCUAUGGCUUCAACGAUAAGACAAGUUCUGCAACUCAGUCUCGAGGAACUGACUAAGGAUGAACUGAAGAAGUUUUGCGCCAGGCUGUUGGACCGUGAGCGGGUGGGAGAGCCUCGGGUCAGGCGCAGAGCACUGGAGGACAAGGAUGAAGUCGUUAUCGCUGAUGUUCUCGUCUCAACCUUCACUGGCGCUAAAGCCGGGAGUGUAGUGGUGGAAACGCUGCAGGCCAUCCAGUGUAACCACAUCGCAGCGCGACUUGAGGCCGAACUGGCGAAUUUGAAUCCGCAGGGGAGUCGACCUAGCGCCAACAGUAUGAUCCCAACGUCCAAAGCUAGACCGGGUGAGCACUUUGUGGACAAACACCGGAGCGCGCUGAUUCAGAGGAUCCGGAGGUUCCCACCUAUACUGGAUAAACUGAUGGAUCUCAAGGUGCUGAGUCAGGAGGAGUAUGACGCCAUCAUGGCCAUACCCACCUCGCAGGAACAGGCCCGACUCCUGUACAACGGGGCCCUGACGUCAAGCGGAACCGCAGGAAAGGACAUCUUCCUCAGCGUGCUGGAGGAAUCAGAGUUUCAUCUUCUCCAGGACCUGAGGACCUGAGGAAAAUUGAUUGUUUUGUGUCUCAUUUUUUAGACAAUCUUAACUAAAUGUUUGGUUGUUUAAUUUUGUCACAAAUAAAUAAAUACUAUGCCUACAAUGUUUCUCUAUCCAUUUAAAUGAAAUAGGAAUCAGGCUGUUUUUAACGUAUAACGCGUAAGUGACGCGAGGCGACCGAGCAACU
Molecule: messenger RNA, 930 nt
Organism: Gadus chalcogrammus (walleye pollock)
Lineage: Eukaryota; Metazoa; Chordata; Actinopteri; Gadiformes; Gadidae
Gene: pycard
Product: PYD and CARD domain containing
Exons: 3
Coding region: 153-749 (198 amino acids)
Biological process (GO): inflammatory response; regulation of apoptotic process; innate immune response
Source: RefSeq, a predicted model, not a curated record